ACCCCACGGGACGAGAGCGAGCUCCGCACACGCCGCCCACCACCGCCCCCAAUGGAGGAGCGAGCCGGAGCGCGCAGGCGCAGCAGGAGCCCUCCCAUGGCCCUGCUCCUCCUCCUCCUGCUCUCCGCAUGCUCCUCUGCCGCCUCCGGGGCUCCCGUGUUGGGCGAGGACUACGUCCGGCCUCCGCCGGCGCCCCGGCGCUGCGGCGUCCACAGGAAGGCCCUCCUCAGCCUCUUCCCUUGGAGCAAGAAGAAGGCCUCCUCUUCGGCCUCCGAUCCGCAGCAGGUGCACAUUUCACUAGCUGGAGCAAAGCACAUGAGAGUUACAUUUAUCACUGAUGAUAACUCUGUCCCCUCAGUUGUAGACUAUGGAACUGAAGCAGGCACAUACACAUCAACAUCUCAAGGAGAAAGCACAUCAUACAGCUAUUUAAUGUAUAGCUCAGGAAAGAUCCACCAUGUUGUUAUUGGACCUCUUAAUGACAACACAGUUUACUACUAUCAAUGUGGAGGGCAUGGUCCGGAGUUCCAAUUUAAGACACCACCCUCCCAAUUUCCCUUGUCAUUGGCUGUUGUAGGUGAUCUGGGGCAGACCAGUUGGACAACUUCAACACUUAAUCAUAUUAAACAGUGUGAACAUGAUAUGCUUUUACUCCCUGGUGAUCUCUCCUAUGCUGAUUAUAUGCAACAUUUGUGGGACUCUUUUGGUACGUUGGUGGAACCACUUGCUAGCACCAGGCCCUGGAUGGUAACAGAAGGAAACCAUGAGAAGGAAAAUAUACUGUUUUUUAAGUCUGGAUUUCAAUCAUACAAUGCACGAUGGAAGAUGCCUUAUGAAGAAAGUGGAUCCACAUCAAACCUCUACUACUCCUUUGAAGUUGCAGGGGUGCAUGCUAUAAUGCUAGGUUCUUAUACAGAUUACGAUGAAAGUUCAGAUCAGUACGCUUGGCUCAAGGCUGAUCUAGCUAAGAUAGAUAGGAAGAGAACGCCAUGGGUCAUCAUAUUGUUGCAUGCACCAUGGUAUAAUAGCAAUUGGGCCCAUCAGGGCGAAGGUGACAGUAUGAUGGCUGCAAUGGAGCCUUUGCUCUAUGCUGCUCAUGUGGAUAUUGUAAUCGCAGGUCAUGUGCAUGCUUAUGAACGAGCGAAGCGAGUCUACAAGGGGGGGAUUGAUCCUUGUGGGGCUGUUCACAUAACAAUUGGGGAUGGGGGAAACCGAGAAGGCUUGGCCCACAGGUACCGAAAUCCAAAACCAACCUGGUCAGUCUUCCGGGAAGCAAGUUUUGGGCAUGGUGAGCUAAAGAUAGUCAAUGCUACACAUGCCCACUGGACUUGGCACAGGAAUGAUGACGAAGAACCAGUGAGAACGGAUGAUGCGUGGAUAAACUCACUGGCAGGUUCUGGGUGCAUCCAGGAUGGUAGCCAUGAGUACAGGAAAAUUCUGAUGUCCCCUUGAAAAUUCUGAGAAGUUCAUGCCAUGUAUAAUGUAUUGUAUAUAUGUGUACGACAUGCUGAAACAAAGUGUAAGAAGCUUAUAACCGUAUUUGAGCAUUGGCUAAUCUGAAGAUACUGUAGCUUGUGCGAGAUAUUUCUGUAUGUAUGCGACAAGGUUGUCGCAAAGUGAAUGACAUUCAGUAAUGUUUACAGCUGAUUUUGCCA
Molecule: messenger RNA, 1655 nt
Organism: Oryza brachyantha (malo sina)
Lineage: Eukaryota; Viridiplantae; Streptophyta; Magnoliopsida; Poales; Poaceae
Product: purple acid phosphatase 18
Exons: 5
Coding region: 52-1452 (466 amino acids)
Molecular function (GO): metal ion binding; acid phosphatase activity
Source: RefSeq, a predicted model, not a curated record